AUGUCAUCAUUCACAAUUUUCCUGACGUUGAUAAAGUCUUUAUGUCAUGGGCUUGUCAACAAGAUAGAAAAACAUCAACAUAAAUAUCCAAGACCGCAUCUUUCCGCCUUCAUAGUUAAGCAUAAAAACCAACUUCAUAGAGUGGAGGAAAAUAAAACUUUUCUAAUUUGCAUUAUGAAAGCAAAACGAAAGAAAAUAUUUCAAGCAUCUCGUCAUAAAUCAUUUUUUUAUAUUUCACCAAAAGCAGAAAAUCCUUGGCUCUGUGCAUAG
This is a messenger RNA of Clunio marinus, 270 nucleotides long. The record is from the annotation of a GenBank genome assembly. Lineage: Eukaryota; Metazoa; Arthropoda; Insecta; Diptera; Chironomidae.